Molecule: messenger RNA, 649 nt
Organism: Apodemus sylvaticus (European woodmouse)
Lineage: Eukaryota; Metazoa; Chordata; Mammalia; Rodentia; Muridae
Gene: Ubl4a
Product: ubiquitin like 4A
Exons: 4
Coding region: 101-574 (157 amino acids)
Biological process (GO): post-translational protein targeting to endoplasmic reticulum membrane
Molecular function (GO): protein binding
Source: RefSeq, a predicted model, not a curated record
CGGCGGCGGCGGGUGGUUCCGGCGCGCGCCUGGGGCGGCGGCGCGCGGCAGGAGACCGUUGGUGUUUGCGUUGGCCGUAGUGGACGGGGCCGUGGACACCAUGCAGCUGACCGUGAAGGCGCUCCAGGGCCGGGAGUGUAGCCUACAGGUGGCGGAGGACGAGCUAGUGUCUACACUGAAGCACCUGGUCUCGGAUAAGCUGAAUGUCCCUGUGCGCCAGCAACGUCUGCUGUUCAAGGGCAAGGCCCUAGCAGAUGAGAAACGACUGUCAGAUUACAACAUUGGGCCCAAUUCUAAGCUCAACCUAGUUGUUAAGCCUUUGGAGAAGGUACUACUGGAAGAAGGGUCUACCCACAGACUGGUCGACUCCCCAGCCACCCCCAUCUGGCAGCUGAUCUCCAAAGUCCUGGCCCGUCACUUCAGUGUAGCAGAUGCUGGCAGGGUCCUGGAACAACUACAGCGGGAUUAUGACAGGUCCUUGAGCCGCCUAACACUGGAUGACAUCGAACGUUUGGCCAGCCGCUUUCUACACCCUGAAGUGACUGAAGCUAUGGAAAAGGGGUUCUGCAAAUAGCAUUCUGGGAUUGUGGGGAGAAAUCCCAAGUCAGGCCACAGCUGCAUGUUGCAUUAAAUGUGUUCUCAUGUCGCA